Papaver somniferum (opium poppy) is the source of this 1526-nucleotide messenger RNA. RefSeq names its product aluminum-activated malate transporter 2-like. The record is from RefSeq and is a predicted model, not a curated record. Bases 1 to 1404 code for a protein of 467 amino acids. Gene Ontology annotation, cellular component: plant-type vacuole membrane. Lineage: Eukaryota; Viridiplantae; Streptophyta; Magnoliopsida; Ranunculales; Papaveraceae. The transcript is spliced from 6 exons. Gene Ontology annotation, biological process: malate transport.
AUGGAUAUUGAUGAAUCAGCUGUCAGGAAGAGUGAUGGGUUUUUGAGACAGGGGUGGUGGUGGGUUAAGGCAUUACCUGAGAGAUUCAUAAACAAAGUAGUUGAGUUUGCACACAAGGUGGAGAAGCUUGGGAAGGAUGACCCGAGAAGGAUUAUUCAUUCUAUAAAGGUGGGAUUAACACUCUCAUUGGUUUCUCUCCUAUACUACAUUAGACCCAUCUAUGGAGGUUUUGGCUCCUCUACAAUGUGGGCUAUCAUAACAGUGGUAGUCGUCUUCGAAUAUAGUGUUGGGGCUACAUUGGGUAAAGGAUUUAAUCGAGCAUUAGCAACAUUUUUUGCUGGUGCCUUAGGAUUUGGGGUUCAUCACUUGGCAACUCUAGCUGGAGAUAAAGGGGAGCCUGCAGUUCGUUGGUUCUUUGUCUUCCUACUAGCGACUGUAGCAUCGUUUGCUCGUUUCUUUCCGGGGGUCAAAGCACGAUAUGAUUACGGGGUACUGAUAUUUAUACUAACAUUUUGUUUAGUAUCAGUAUCUGGCUAUCAAGAAGCUGAGAUCUUAAAACUCGCUCACCAAAGGGUAUUAACUAUUCUUAUGGGUUGUUUAACGUGUGUGAUCAUGUCCAUCUUUGUGUUCCCUGUGUGGGCUGGUCUUGACUUUCACAAACUGAUUGCUCGAAACAUAGAAAAGCAAGCUGAUUUCUUACAAGGAUUUGGAGAACUGUAUUUCGGAACAAAGGGAGAUACAGAUAUGUUAUGGCUUCAUGGAUACAGAAGUGUUUUGAAUUCUAAGACAGCUGAAGAAGCAAUGGCAAAUUUUGCUAGAUGGGAGCCACCUCAUGGAAAAUUCAGGUUUCGCCACCCAUGGAAACAGUAUUUAAAAGUCGGCGCAAUGACUAGGCAAUGUGCAUACAGGUUGGAAGCACUAAGCAACGGCAUCACCUCUGAAAUGAAAGAAACAUCAGAGUUCAAGAAGAUAAUUACACUGUCAUGCAUGGAAAUAUGUGUCGAGUCAGGCAAGGCUUUGCAGGAGAUUUCCUCGGCAGUUAAGAAAAUGACAUACCCAUUUACAGUUUCCACACAUAUCAUGAACGCAAGGAAUGCUGCUGAUGAUCUGCACACUGCCUUAGAAACCAUUACAUUGGAAAACACUAACAUCUUGGAGGAUGUCAUGCCAGCAGCCUCAGUCAUUUCUCUACUACUUGAGAUUAUCGAAUGUACAGAAAACAUUGGAGAAUCAGUAAAGGAGCUUGCUUGCUUAGCAAAGUUUAAAGGUGCAGAUGUCGCGACGUCACCAGAGAAACAAACAAGAAGAUUGCUUCGCAGAGGAAACAUAAAGCCACAUCAUGUUGAAAAUGAUUCAGUUCAUGCUUUAAUUACUACGUAUGCAACUUCAGCUAUGGUAGAGUGACAAAAUAUAGAUGAACAUGUAUGAGCCAGUCUCGAAACUGAAAUGAAAUUUGUUACAAAUUCGGUAACAAUAUCAAUCUGUUUUAUUACUCCCAAUAGAAAAUUCCAAUUGCUUUUCUCGAA